Musa acuminata AAA Group (dessert banana) is the source of this 1155-nucleotide messenger RNA. Its product is annotated as ankyrin repeat-containing protein ITN1-like. Lineage: Eukaryota; Viridiplantae; Streptophyta; Magnoliopsida; Zingiberales; Musaceae. The coding region runs from base 1 to 1155 and encodes 384 amino acids. Gene Ontology annotation, cellular component: plasma membrane. Gene Ontology annotation, molecular function: protein binding. The record is from RefSeq and is a predicted model, not a curated record. The transcript is spliced from 2 exons.
AUGGAUCCGAGACUAGAGGAAGCAGCUUAUGCGGGAGACCUCACUUUGUUGCGGCGUUUGCUACAAGAAGACCGGCUCCUGCUCCACAGGCAAGCCAUCGCCGCGGCUCACCUGUCGGACAGCCCCCUCCACAUCGCUGCAUCGCUCGGCCACUCCGACCUGGUCCGGGAGAUCCUCACCGUAAACCCGGAGCUCGCGCAUGGCCGCAACCGCGAAGGCCUUUCCGCCUUGCACCUGGCCGCUGCCCAAGGCCACUUAUCCGUGGUGAACGAGCUGCUGCAGUACGCAGCCGCUGCCAAUAUCUGCUUGGCGACCGACAACGAUGGCUUCAUGCCGGCCUACACUGCAGCCUUACGAGGCAGGCUUGAUGUAUUGACUGUGUUACUGGAUUCGUGCCCGGAGUCCGCGCGAGCUGUGACAUCGCAAGGUGACUCCAUCUUUCAUCUUACUGUGAAAUCAAACAGCUUCGAGACCGUGCAGUUCUUGCUGAACAGAACGGAUGAGAACGAUGAGCUACUCAACUCUGGAGAUGCGAAAGGCAACACCGUCCUGCACCUUGCUGUGGCCAGAAAACAGCUCCAGAUUGUGAAGUUGCUUCUGGGAUGGCGAGGUAUCAAUGCCAACGCCACCAACAUGAGAGGCGACACCGUCCUUGAUAUGCUGCUGGAUUCACCCUGCCAACAAGGAGAUCUAUUGUUGGGAGAACUGAUUCGAGCAGCAGGUGGAAGAACCGCCGCAGAAGAAGAAGGGAAGCCUCAACCGAAAUCGUCACCGAGUGAUGCCAGAGCCUCUGCCACUGUCGCCUUACACAGAAGCCGACUAAAUUGGUCUGAACCUAAAGAAAAGUACAACAACAAACCAGCAACACUAAUGGUGGUGGCGACGUUGAUCGCCACCAUCACAUUCGAAGCUGGGUUGAACCCCCCAGGUGGGUUUAACCAGAAAGAUGAUGUUGGUUCCCCCUACACUUCUAGUCUCAAGUUAUUCCUGCUGUUCGACAUGUUCGGGUUGUUUGCAUCCUCGAGCAUCAUUCUUUUGUUGAUAUGUUGUGUUCCCAGACGGAAGAAAACGGUGAUGGGAAUCCUAAAGUGGAUUCUAUGGCUGGCGGUGUUCUCGACGGCGUUAGCAUUCUCGAUCGCCAUUAGGCGAAUAUGA